Molecule: messenger RNA, 5038 nt
Organism: Neodiprion fabricii
Lineage: Eukaryota; Metazoa; Arthropoda; Insecta; Hymenoptera; Diprionidae
Gene: Axn
Product: axin
Exons: 9
Coding region: 812-3286 (824 amino acids)
Biological process (GO): negative regulation of canonical Wnt signaling pathway
Source: RefSeq, a predicted model, not a curated record
ACCAAAGACACUCGUGUGAAAAGUUUUCAUGGCGACGGUGUGCUUUUCGGUUGUUAACGGGGACACGAAAGUGAAGUGUUUGGGUGGUUGAGAGAGAGAAAGAGAGAGAGAGAGAGAACCCCGUGAGUUUUUCACCGUUGCGUGCCGUUGUUGUUGUUGUGCUGUUGUUGUUGUUGUUGGUGUUUUCUCGUGCCUGGUUAAACGGCGGGAGGGAGGGAGGGAGAGCGAGAGAGGUAGGUAGGUAGGUAGGCAGUGAAUAUUCGGUGCAUCGUGAAACUGCCUUGUGCGUAUAAAACACAUCGGUUUCGGGAUCGCACUCUCUCAGACCGAGAGAGGGAGGUUCUUCGUCGUUCGUUCGGGUUGAAUAGAAAUUAUAAAUCAUCAGGAACGACGAGGGACCCGGUUGUGACUACCGAUGACCAGUUGACAGGAUAACAAAAUAUAUUCUAUCUCUCUUCGUGAGAUGAUGUUUCGACGAGGAGGAGGCGGCGGCGAGGUUGAAGGCGGCGGAGAUCUACUCGUACUCGAAAAUCAUCAUCAUCAUCAUCAUCAGCAGCAGGAGCAGCAGCACCAGCAGCAGCAGCAGCAGCAGCCGAUCCUCAGAGGAACAUAGAGUAUAUACAAUACGAUACAACGCAACGCACAAGCACACCCGUCACAUACAUCCAGAUCCGUAUACCUGUAAUCACCACCGUGUGCCUGCAUCUCUCGAUAAUAAACAGGUCUGGACUAGCCAUGUCCACUAAGAGGCGACGAGGAUUAAAAUUCAGUAUAGGAAGAGAAACAGCCCGCGAUAGUCGCAAGAGAUAGGAUGAGUGGGCCGCGACAUAGCGAAGCUCACUGCUUCAAUGAGAACUCUCCAAGGCCACCGGUGCCUGGAGAGGAGACUGGCAGCCGUGUCAGCAGACUCCGUCAACAGAGUCAAGCCCUAACACCGAGGCGUUCUUCGCUCGCUUAUACUACUGCUUCUGUUUCUUGCGAUGGUUCGGCCCCGCUGGGAUUUGAACCAGAGGGAAGCUGCGGCGGCACUUGUAUGGAAAGCGUUUCGCCACCAGCCUGCCUCAGGUGGGCGAGGAACUUGCACUCGCUUCUACAAGAUCCGGAGGGUAUAGCAUUGUUCAGAAAGUAUCUGGACCAGGAAGGCAGACCCCAUGCGGAACCAUUAAAUUUUUGGUAUGCCUGCGAAGGGUUGAAGAAUCAUCAUGAUCCGAACACGAUACAUCAGCUGGUCAAACUUAUUUAUAGAAGAUUCUUUCUCAACUUGCAGCUACUGGUGCCGGAAGAUGUUAGAAAAGAAGCUAACCGCCGCGUCAAAGAAGGUCGAGUCGACGGAAAGGUGUUCGACAAUGUUCAGAUGGAAGUCGAACACCUUAUCAACGAAACCACUUACCCAAACUUCCUCAAAUCCGAAAUGUACUUACAGUACGUUCAAUCCUAUCAAAACCCGGAUUCUGGUAGUUGUACCAGUUCCGGGUCGAGUCGGGAAAUGUCUGUAUCCUGCGGGCCAACCUUGCUACCGACUCUCCACGAAGACAGCGAAUUCAUUAGUUCGGCUCACACUUCGCAUUCGGCUAGUGAAACACCUGGGGAAUUGAGGGCUGGCGAAUUAAGACUGACCAGGGAUGUUCUCAUGGCGACUCAACAAACAAGAGCGAUGGAACUGCGGCCUAAGCCAGAGGCCUAUGCUGGCAUUUACUUCCAAGCUGGCGCUAGUCCCUACCACGUGCCAGCCAACAGGUUACACGCUCAAUAUUCGUCCUACAACCCAGUUUCAAGGCAGGAUUCUGAACUGCAGAGUUUGAGCAGUGACGCCCGGACAGAAUCCGAUAAUAUGUCGCUCACCGACUCGUCUGUCGAUGGUAUGUCGAUAGGAAGGCCACGCAGUAGUAAAAAGCAAUACAUGCGACAAUGCAGAGCAAUGAAAGAGUCGGCGAAUCUGAACCGUGAUCCGAUGGUACACUGCACGGUUAUCCCUAGAACGCAACGAGUGCCUCGCGACCAAACACGUUCUUUAAAGCCGGAAAUUUUUGCCCAAGUCUUGAUAGAGAAAUUAGAAAAUGUAAAAAGAGCGCGCGAGACGCAGGAGAAAUUAGACAGGCAUUUGCAAGAUGGGGAAAUAAUUGGCGGGGAUGCGAUGAAGGAGCCUCUAACCGGCGGGGCAAGAACGCUGGCCGACGCCAUUAGAGAAAAGCUUUUGGUCGAAGACGACAGUGAUCAAGCUAUUCUGGAUCAACACGUAUCCAGGGUUUGGUCAGAUCUAACUCCGUUGAGAUCGCCUGGCCUGGCCUCACCUCGACCCCAUUCUCCUGAAAGGAGGCGAGGACUGCUGCACAAUUAUCCUCAUCAACGAUCAUACAAACAAAAAAAAGAAAAAGAUGGUUCGUCUACAUUUUCGGCGGACAGCGGAAAUAUUCACGAUUUUCCCGAAGGCAGCGAUUUGUUGGGAGCUGGUUCAAUGAGCUCUCUAGGAUCGCAUUUGCCAAAAUCUAAAUCCAUCCCAUCUGAUUAUGCAGAAUCACUGAAUAAACCGGAUCUUUACCCACCAUCUCACGAUCAGAGACCUCGAAGGUGCGAUAUAAGUAGAAGAUCGACAUCUUCUAAAAAAUCAAUGACUGAAUUAACUGACAGCGGUGUGAGCGUGGUGAGCGAUGCACCUCCGUUAGUUGCUAGCAAAGACAGUCGCCUAUUGUCUUGGUUGAAAGAAUCUGAUAAGAAACCUGAUUCUAAGCACGGUCGACAUGGAAAGAAGUACGGUUCACGAAGCGGCUCUUUAGAGAGAAGUAGUAGGGAGACUUGGGGCGUUCCUGCCCAACCUUUUGUAGCCGAUCCUGGAAUGCCUCCUCUGCCGCAACCACAUACAGCUACGCAGCUAGAAGAAGCCAGAAGAAGGUUGAUGGAAGAGGACAGAGCGAGAGGUGGUAGUAGUAGACAACGUUACCCAAAUAGUGGUAAGCUGUCGUGUGAACCGACUAAUCUAAAUCCAUCCUGCAUCCAAUCUAACCAAUCGACAUUGAGGAAGAGUAGACAAGAUCCGGCAGAUUUCACCACCGUUGUGUUCAGUUUCUGUGACGAACAACUCCCUUAUAUGACCAAAAUUCCUGGGCGUAAUAUCACUUUGAAACAGUUCAAGGAUUGUCUACUAAAGAAAGGCAGCUAUCGGUACUUCUUCAAAACAUCAUGCAAAGAUCUAGAUGUGAAAGUGAUCCAGGAAGAAAUAACGAACGACUCCGAGGUUUUGCCGCUGUGGGAAGGCAAAGUAAUGGCACAGGUCAAAGCGAUGGAGUGAAGCGACCAUUUGUUCGAAUACAAACGAAAUCGAAACAGUUCUAGAUCAGUUUGAAGGAUACAAAAGUAUUUCCAGUCGAAUGGAUUCAGAAAUUAUUUUUCGCUAACAUUCAUUUUUAAACUAAACUACUAGUCUUUUAUUACGCGUAGACAUCGAUAAUUAAUCAUGUUAAUUUUAUUCACGGUUUUAAUCACCCACACCUGCAUACAUUUGUUCAUUUUCUCAAAUCACUUUUUUUUUUUCCCUUUCCACCCAUAUUUUAUAAGUCGUAAUUUUAUCACGGAAAGUGAAUGAAAUUUUGUCACAGCAGCGCCAUAAAUUAUUGCCAUUUUUCAUUCGCUUCAAUUUAUUUAGAUCAGUUUUGUUUCAUUUUCUUUUCGUAUACUUUUAUUACGAAUUUUCAGCUCGUUUAAAUUAGCCCAAAUUUUGGCAAAUCAGGGGACUGGUCCAAUUGAAUAAUAUUGUUUCAUAAUUCGUUUUGUCGAAGAGAAUGAUAAGAGAGGUGAAGUGGAAAACACUUCGUAAAAAUGGUUCGCGUUAUAAUCAUAAAUGUGGCCACUGAUCGAGUUUAAUCACACACAGUGACAGUGAUCAAAAGAUGAAAGAGAAAAACGGGAAACCGAGUACUAAUAUUUCCUUGAAGACUUCCCUUAGUUUUCCAGCCGACUGUACAAAAGCCUGUGUAGUGUCUCGCCUUAUUAAGGUCCGCCUAGACCCUAGACUUGUAGGAAAAAUUAUUAUUACAAAUUAGUAAUAAGAGUUUAUAUAUCUAUUAAAAGAAAAUAAUAAUAGUGACAUUUCUUAUGAUUUUAUUAUUAUUAUUAUUAUUAUUAUUAUUAUUAUUAUCAUCAUCAUCAUCAUCAUUAUCAUCGUCGAGAAUGAUUCACCCUCACAUCACUCAUUCAUCCAACAUUGUAACAUACACACAUACCCCAUACAUAAGAAGAUUUGCAUAAAAAACACCGAAGAAAAUAAUUAGAACAAAGUAUGUAAUAAUAUUUUAUCAGGUGCGGAAAUUUGUGCCUUUUUAGUAUUUUAAGAUUUGAUUGUAAGCGAAUCUAGGCGAGGGUUAAGAAAUACUUAUUAAUUAUGAGCUUGGGAGACUUCUAGAGAUUAUGUUUCUGUCCGUGCCAAAAUUCAACACGGUGAUAUCGCCAUUUUAUGCAUGUAGUUGAAAUUUCCUUUUCAGUUUCGGAAUCAACAUUCAUACUCUGAAUGUCCGAAGUUUUUUUUUAUUAACAAUUUUAUUCUUAAUUUUAACUCGCUAAAUGUGUGAUGUUUUCGCAUACAGGGACUAUUAUCGAUUAUACAAGUGUUCUUUUUGUUUUAUCGAUUUUGUCAAAUUUUUAAUAAGCGAUUCGAUUGACUGUGUUUAAAAAAAAAAAAAAAAAUUAUAAACGACCUUAUUGAUAAAUAUUGGACUCGCUUCGAUACGUUACGCGGGUUGCGAGUCGUGCGGUUUUUGCACAAGUUGAAAAAUCAUCUCCAGGAGUCUUUCGUUUAAUGGUAUUUUAAUAACAUGUCUAGCAGCUGCUGGGCGCUGACCUCCGCGAAAUAUUAUAUUGAAAUAAAAUAUAAAAUAAUUAUACUGAUUAAUUGAAUUAUAGAUGAUAAAAUUAUGUUUGACAGCUAUUUAUGUAGGGCGGUAGUAUAAGGGGACAGCGCAUGGUGGCUCAUAAUGAUGAAAUUCCUCUUUUUUUUUCCUUUUUUUUUUCCUUUUAACUGUACGUAAUUAAAUAUUAUUAAUUGAUA